AUGAGUAACCUCCUCCUCGUCCCCUCCGACAUCACCAUCAUUGAGGAGAAGAACAAGAUAGCCAAAAGGCGUAUACGUCUGCUGGAGAAGACUGGACUAGCCCUCAUGUUCCCAGUUUUCCAUUGGCGCUACUCUAAGCUCGACAAGCAUGACAUGUACAACAUCCUCAGGCGCAAGUUCGAUCCCUCGGCCAGCGAUCCGGCUAUAGACAUCUGCCGUAGGAGGCAGGAAAGUGUCCGUCGCAGAGUUAUCGCCCAGAACGGCCUGCUACCAGGACUUCUAUUGGGUGUCAGUCUACCCUGGUGGAGUCUCAGGAGAUACAACUACCAAAGCAAGCUCAUCGUGCUCCCCUUCUGUGCCUACUUUGGGGCUAUAUGCGGCCGUAUUGCUGGGCAUGGGCUGAGCUGGAGAUGGGUCGAGACUGAUCGUCAGAGAAUGCUUGGCAACUUGCCGGCUAAGGUCUACUAUAGGCCCAAGAGCAUGGCGGCGUCGGCUGAAGCCUCGGAAGAAGAGUAG
This is a messenger RNA of Perkinsus marinus ATCC 50983, 516 nucleotides long. RefSeq lists its product as hypothetical. The transcript has a single exon. Lineage: Eukaryota; Perkinsozoa; Perkinsida; Perkinsidae. The coding region runs from base 1 to 516 and encodes 171 amino acids. The record is from RefSeq and is a predicted model, not a curated record.